Marasmius oreades (fairy-ring Marasmius) is the source of this 1503-nucleotide messenger RNA. RefSeq lists its product as uncharacterized. The record is from RefSeq and is a predicted model, not a curated record. Bases 1 to 1503 code for a protein of 500 amino acids. Gene Ontology annotation, molecular function: protein binding. The transcript has a single exon. Lineage: Eukaryota; Fungi; Basidiomycota; Agaricomycetes; Agaricales; Marasmiaceae.
AUGCAGAUGCAUGCAGAGACCCACGCUCUCGUUCGGGCCUCUCGGUCCAGUUCACCUCCGGAGGCGACAAUGAAACGCCUUCGGAAAGACCUCAAACAACGACGAACAACCGUUCAAAUUUCCAUUUUUGCCGCUCGGGAAGAGAUAAUCAGAAUAAACGGGGAGAUUAUCAUUUUGGGUAAUCUCAGAGAACAAGUUGAUGCAAUGCUGCAAACAAAGCAAAACCUUGAAGUGCUGGAGAAUGAAUAUUGGACUACACAGAAGAGUCUCGAGGCGUUGAAGGACUUAGCGCUUACCCACUCCCACCCCAUUCGGAAGAUACCACCAGAAGUUUUAUCGUACAUCUUCGAACUCGCUGUGGAAACCAACCUCGUAUUCGCCAAUCCACUGGGACCCUUGAAAACACCAAGCGCGGUUUCUUUAUCGGUCGUUUGUUCAUGGUGGAGGGAGCUUGCCUUGAAUUCCCCAACGCUUUGGGCAAGGAUCUCAGUUUACCUUCACCAUCGAUCCAUUUCCGAUAGUUCACAGCGGAAGAAGAUGGAAUACCUCCAAACAGUCAUUAAGCGAGCUCGUGAUGCACCGCUGGCGGUUACAAUCGAGUUUCAUGCUUUCCAACCCGAGAAUGAUACUUGGCCACAGCAUUCGUCGGUGGUGAAGUGUUUGCUGGCUCGUCCCUGGCGAAGUACAACUAUUCGGCACGCUUUCUUUGGAGAAGGAUUUUUGUCGAUAGAAAAGAGCGGACUGGGACUGAUGAAGCGCCUGGAAUCUGUUCAGAGUCUCGACUUUCAGGAGGUCAUCGUGUGCGGAAAGAACCACUCAAUCGCACCCAUUGCGGGCCAUCCUCUCUUCCGUUCGGGCUUCUAUCAGUACGACUUUUCGAAAGUGCGAACAUUGCUCCUCCCACCACAGAAUCGCCCAUUCUCGAAUCUACCGACGUCCCUUCGCCGAGGGAUUUUCAACGGCUCAAACCUCACGAUACUCCGUAUCUGUGCAGGGGAAGAGUGGAACGACACCUUGGAGUUGCUGAGGUUCUCGGCAGCUAGUAACCUCACGUUAUUAUCCUUCCACAUCUUUCCUUCCUGUUUGGGUUUACAACGCAGUACCCUAGCAGUUCAGUUUCUGGUAUUGCGCGAGCUCGUGGUCGAAGUGACAGAACCGUCCAGUGGCCUGCAAGGGAGCAGAGGAGUCAUUUAUCGGCUUCAUCCGCUCCUUGCCGUUCAACGUGUCCUUCAAUCUAUCGAAUGCUUCUCCCUUCAAUCGUUGGUAUUACAAUCGUCUAUCGCUUCAGCCCAACGAAACUCGUACGGCCCAAAGAUCGAUGUAGGGAUGUUCCGAGAGUUUAUUGAGCGUUCAGAGUUGAAGAGACUUUACAGGUUUGGGUUUUGUGGGUUUAUUGUAUCGGAAUCUACAGCUUCUGAGAUGGUUGAGGCCGUUCCCGGGGUCAGGGAGGUGAAAAUUGGUCGACUCACAGACUCGUGGCAAUCACAUUCACAGGGGAAAUGA